AUGGCUGAAUCCAUUGGCGAGUCGGUUACUUUCUCCAUCCGUCGUCCCUGUGAUACCCCGGUCAUCUUUGUUGCGGGAACGUUUUCCGAUCCCAAAUGGGAGCCUCUCGAGCUGAACGUUAAGGCGGUGGAUGUCCUCACGGAGGAGAAUCUGAUCUCAACCGAGUAUCUAUUCUUUCGUGAUGUCAAGUUGUCUCCGGGGCAAUAUCAGUAUAGGUUCCGAGAUGGUGCCGAGGGCCGGUGGUUCCAUGAUGAGACGGUAAAAAAUGCUCCAGGGGACGACGGCAUCGUGAGUAAUAUUCUCUCCGUCGAACCCGCCGCAGCCACUAUUUCAGAGGAGAAGUCCUCUCUUAAGAAAGAAGACAACCCCGUUGAAAAUGGUACAAGUGACAAGGCGGAGGAAACAGCAAAGGAAUCUGAGGUAAAAGCGACCACUACUGAGUCUGUGGAAGCUGCCUCGUAUAAACAGAAUGAUACCAAUGGUGUGGCAGAAAAGGAUAUAGUCUCAGCUCAGGAGGCCACUGCCGAGGAACAGAAUCCGGCAGUGUCUGAGCUACCGACGAAGGCUGCUGAUGAGAAGGAAAUCGAUUCAGAACAUGAAGAGCCUCAGUCAAACGGGACGUCGGAAACCGUGGUGAACGGUUCAGAACCUCCUAUUGAGAGCUCUAAGAUGGAGCAGGCCAGUGAAACAGCGGACAAGCAGGGGACGGCAGAAGAAAAGUCGCCCCAACCCCAGCCCGAGCCAGAAAAAGAAGUUCCCCAACAGAAGGAGGAGAAGGAGGAAGCCCCGUCUUCUUCUACCCAGGCCGAGACAACUCCCGCUGCGAAGGUAGAAGAAACUUCGACCGAGACCAAUGGCACAGCUGUUAUCGUGGAGAGCACAGUUGACGAGCCUCAGCCAGAAAUGCAGUCCGAUAAGCCAGCUCCUAAACCCAACGAACCAAUUUCGGAGAAAGAAUCUUCGGAACCGGUCAAAGAGGAAACAACCAACAAGCAACCGACCAUAGAUACGCCUGCUCCUGAAUCUGAUGCCCCCAUAGUUUCAGCAGCCACUGAAGAAACUGUCAAGUCUAGCGAUGGGGACAAAUCUGUGGAAGUUCGUGCUGCUGAAGAGCCAGCAAAAGAGGAACCAAAGGAGGAACUUAAAGAAGAGACUAAGGACGAACAGGAGGAACCUAAGGAGGCAACUAAGGAAGAACCCAAGGAGGAAACCAAAGAAGAGCUCAAAGAAACGCCUAUCAAAGAAAAGACCGUCGAGUCUGUAACAGAGACUGCCCAGGAACCGACUCCGACUGCGAAUGAGACGACUUCAAGUGAACCCAGCAAAGAAACAGACGCGGUCACUGAGGAGCCAGCCAAUAAGCAAACUUCAACUGAGAACGUUUCUGUGGAGCAGCCAGUCGAGCAGCUCUCAAAGGAGGAGCCUUCUGCGGAGGAGACCGUGACAAAAGAGUCAACUGAGGCAGCCGCAUCUGAAGAACCCGUGAAGGAUGAUGUUACAGAAACUAUCCAGGCUAACGAAGAGCCUCCUGCAAAGUCAACUGAAGAGCCGGCUUUUGAGGAUCCCGCUAAACUGAUUGCCGAGGAAGAAAAAGCAGUUGUCGAAGAAUCCGCUGAAAAGGCUUCUGCUGAAGAUGUCAAGGAGGCCGAUCAGGAUCCAGUCCCUUCAGAGGAGUCAGUUAUUCAAGGGCAAACAGAGACCGUCACUCCCGCCGAAGCUGACAAGGAGGCCUUUGAAGAGGUAUUCGAAGGCAAGGCCGCUGCCGAAUCCUCUAAAGAGGAACAAUUUCUCGAGGAAACUAUGAAAGAGCAGUCCGUUGCUGAGAAAGCUACUACCAGAGCACUUGUCCAGGAGACUGCACAGAUUGCUAAGAACGUGGAAGAGCCAGAAACUGUGAACGAUACAAAGGCCCCUGCCGCUGAAGAGCAUAUUGUCGAGGAACCUCGUCAGGAAUCGAAGACGGAGGUGUCUGUACAGGAACAGGCGCCGGAGGCACCCGCUGCAGAACUUUCGUUCUCCAAGGAAACGGCUGAGGAGCCUGCUUCUAAGGAAAUUGUUCCUGAACAGAGCGUUUCCCACGAGUCUAGAGGACCUGUUACUGAAAAACCUAAGGAGCCUACCACCGAAGAUUUCGACGCAGCCAAUCCGACCGCUGAGGAAUCUACUCCCGAGAAGUCAGUUGAAGAAUCUCCAGUUGCUGAAGCCGCAGUCCCACAAGAGGCUCCCAAGGACACCCAAACCGAGACGGCUGCUAUUGUAGAGUCGGUGAAGGAAGAGACUGCUCUCGAACAGCCUAGCGAGGAAUCACAUCUCAAGGAAAAACCUGGAAUUGACAAUCCCGUCACAGAUGUUCCUUCAGAGACACAGCUUGCUAGGGAUGUUGAGCUUUCCGAAGCACCUCAGGCUGAGGAACCGAAGGUUGAAGAAACGAAAGUAGAGGAGCUUAAGGCAGAGGAAGCUACAGCUAAGAACGCCAAGGUCGAUGAAACUCCAGCUGAAGAAACAAAGAUCGAGGAGCCUACAGCUGCGGGACCUGAAGUUAAGGAACGUACACCUGAGGAACUCGUGACCGAUGUGUCUCUCGUAGAGCAGCCCAAGGUUGAAGAGCCUAAGGUCGAAGAAGCUGCGGUUGAGCAGCCGAAAGCCAUAGAGGCAAAGGCUGAUGAAACCAGGACUACGGAUUCUACUGUUGCCAAGAUGGAAGAAAAAGAGUCCGCUCAAGAAAUGCCGGCAACAGAACGGGAAACAAAUAUUGAGAAGUCUGCCGAGGCCACUUCUGCCAAGGUAGAAAGAGACGAAGUGAUUGUUAAAACCCACGAGGAACCUGUCGCUGAAGAACUUGUCGCCGAGACUUCAGUGGCCGAUAACACGGAUGAUGUACCUAAGGGCGGAGAACCAGAGGAGCAUGCUCCCGAGACAACAGUCAGUGAUGUAUUUUCGGGACAAUCUGUCGCUGAAGUCCUGGCCGUGCAGGCGGAAACAGAAGAGCCAGCAAAACAGCCCGAAGUGAAUGAGUCCCAAGAACAGCUGACUACGGAAAUUGCCCAUACUCCUUCCCAGAAUGCAGAAGAAGACCGGGGCCCAGAAGUUACUGAGAGUUCCAAGAAGGUGCAAGCCGCUGAGGACAAGGCACCUGCUGAAACUCCAGAAGCUGCGGCCCCUAUUGCAGAGAAAAUACCGGAAGUUCAAAGCACUGAUGUUGUGGAAGAGACCAAAGCUGCUGAGGAGACCAUUGCCCCCAAGGACGGACCGAUUCCAGCUGUUUCUGCAGUUGAGACAGAGGCUGCCCCUGUUAGUGAUGCACCUGUCAAGCAAAAGACCACUCCUGAUACUACUGAACAUACGCCUGAGCAACUGGAAGUCUUGGAAUCUGCAAAGGAGAUCACCCCGCAGAAGAAAGAAAAUGCUUCUGAACUUAAGGAUAGCAUUUUGACUCAUGGGGAGAUUGGUGCAGGUGCGGCUGCGGCUAUUGCUGUUGGCGCUGUUGCUGUUGGAGUGGCCGCUGCUUCUGACAAGAAGCCAGAGAAUACUACCGCGUCAACUGACAAAAAGGACCACAAAGCGGCACAGGAAUCAGAAUCCGCGAAAGCUCACCCUAUCGACAGCACAACAGAGGUGGCUUCUAGGGAGCCUUUGACCACGGAAGCUGGCCAGCAAUCAUCAACCGCGAAAAUGCCACAUCAGGAAGCACCCGCUGCUUCGACGAACAAACCUUCGACUUCGGCUUCUGCCGAACCUACUCCUUCCACCGAGCCGGAAGGCGACAAGUCACGUUCUACGAGCCAGAAUCGUUCUGUCGCAGCUGUCUCUCGGAAUUCCCAGAAUGACGGUUGGCUAAAGGCCAUCCUGCGCGCCGUCUUCGUCAACUUCUUUGGCUCAAUUUUCUCACCAUUCCGCCGCCGUGGAAGGUCCAACCAGUAA
This is a messenger RNA of Aspergillus tanneri, 3921 nucleotides long. RefSeq names its product PT repeat family protein. The record is from RefSeq and is a predicted model, not a curated record. Bases 1 to 3921 code for a protein of 1306 amino acids. The transcript has 3 exons. Lineage: Eukaryota; Fungi; Ascomycota; Eurotiomycetes; Eurotiales; Aspergillaceae.